CGAUAGUAUGCGCUAGUCCUCCGAUGCGCCGGCAGGUCACUUUCCAACUUCCGCCACUUGACCCGCCGCCCCACUCCACACUCCGCGGCUCGGACGGCGGCGAUGUCAUGGCUCGCGCGCUCCAUCGCGGCCACCCUAUCCUCCGCCCCCUCCGACGACGACGAUUCCGUGGAAACCUCCGGCGAAAAAAGUCCGGAUCACGCCGCCCACCCCCCCAACGCUGACGACGAAAAGGACGAGCAGCCGGACACCCCUGGCCGUGGAGUCAAAGGCGACAUCUCGGAGCUGACCGAGUCCCUCAGCCGACGCUUCUGGGGCGUUGCCUCCUUCCUCGCGCCGCCGCCGCAGGCCGAGGCAGAGGCAGUCGAGACGGUGGCGGCGGAUGGGGAGAGUAGUGGAGCUCAGUCCCCGCGGGUCGCUGGGAUCCGAAGUGACCUGGCGGAGAUCGGGGGUAGGGUGAGGAGCGGCAUCUCGAUCCUAUCGAACGCCAACGCCAUGGCUGAGAUCUCCAAGAUCGCGUCGUCGUUCCUGCCUUUCGUGGAGGAUGAGGAGGAGGAGCAGGUCGAGGCGGUCGGUGUGACCGAGGAGGUGGUGGUCUUUGUGAGGCACAUCUCAACGCAACCCGAGACGUGGCGCGAUUUCCCCCUAUUCGUCAACGACCGGCAAACCGAUGAUUUUGAACUGUCAGAUACACAAUGUGAACAUGCAUUGGCUAUAGAGCGUAUUGUACCAAGCUUAUCAUAUCUCAGGACUGAACUUUGUUCUACGAAUAUGAGUGAAGCAUGCUUCUGGAAGAUCUAUUUUGUACUUCUUCACUCAAAGCUCAACAUGCAAGAUGCUGAACUUCUUUCAACGACACAAAUCCUGGAAGCAAGAGAAGAAUUAUUGCAAAGCUCCCCGAAGAUGAAAAAGUUAGGAUCUGAGGGGCCUGGGGGGCCAUCAGGAAGCAGAAAUGUUUCAUCUACCCAAGCAGAAGAUAGCGAGUUCUUGCCCUCAAGCAUCCAGUGCAAGAGUGAAAUAUUUGAAGCAGUAUCAUUCCAAGAACCAAUUCCUGAUCCUUUGCGCGGCAUUGAGACUGUCAAGCAUCCUAUUUUAACCUCUGAGCCAGAAAUGGUCGACAAGUCUGUAAUUGAGGAAAUGGUGGUGACAAAUGAGAUCAAGAGUAUACUUGCUGUGAAGCCUAGCCUUCAUACCGCAGAGGAUGAUGACGACAAAGAAGUGGAGGAGUGGUUAGAAGAUAUGGAGCAUGUAUCCAGCAAAACAGGCAACGUCACUUUAGCUUGUCAGGACGAAGAUGUGUCUUUCAGUGACCUGGAGGAUGAGGAUGAUGAUUAAUUAAGGGACGGCUAGUAAAUAAUGAAUCCCAGUCAGCUCACUCCUGCUAUACUACUCCGUCCGGUGAUGAACACAAGGUUGUGUUUCAGGAACACUUGCUGUUACUGAAGGAUCUUAGGAACUGCGUGGCAGCAGAAUCAUGGCAGGCGCCAGGUAUUGUAUAUCAUGGGUUUACUCUGUUUGAUUCUAGUUGCAACCUUAUGUACGCACCGGCAUCUUCUGUGUACAUAGAAAACAGCAAUAGUGCUGGUCUGUAAGUACUUUUUUUUAGAAAGUGUAAGUGCUGCUUGGCCACGUUGAUAUGGGAUUCAUGUAGAUACCACAAUCUAAGGUGUGUUGUCAGAUGCUGUGUAGUCGGUUAAUCACAAAGUGAUCCUUCCAUUGUCGGCAAACCUUUCCUGUUUUUUGAGACAUAAUUUUCUUUCUUGGAU
This is a messenger RNA of Brachypodium distachyon (stiff brome), 1766 nucleotides long. RefSeq lists its product as uncharacterized. The transcript has 3 exons. The coding region runs from base 103 to 1335 and encodes 410 amino acids. NCBI's taxonomy places the organism in Eukaryota, Viridiplantae, Streptophyta, Magnoliopsida, Poales, Poaceae. The record is from RefSeq and is a predicted model, not a curated record.